AGAAGCUGGAGGACCGCACGUGUCGUCCAGUGUCAAAAUGGGGAAAAGAAACCAGAAACAGCAGCUUUUCACAACUUUAACCAAGAAACAGAAGAAACACUUAAAGGAAUUCGGAGAGGAGCAUCCGUUUCAUGAUGUAGUCGGUGCAAGAUCUGAACGAACUGAGAUAUUGGAACUGCCAGCCAGUCCAGAACAUUCAGAUGUUGAGCCUGAUGAGUUGGAGGAUGGGAAUGAGGAAGAGGAGCCCGAGCAGAAAUCAGCCUAUCAGAAGCUUCUUUCAACUCUCAGCAAAGCCACCAGUAAUGACCAGAGUGAAGAGGAGAGCACCGAUGAUGAUGAAGAGGAGGAGGAAGAAGAAGAGCUUCUUGGUGAAGUGGACAGUGAUGGAGUUGAUGAUGACAGUGAGCAUGAUGAAGGAGGUGAGGAAGAACCUGAGGAUGCAGAUGAGGCUCUGACUGAAGCGCUGGAAGGAGAGGAGAUGAAGGAGGCAGGAGAUGAGUUUGAAGACAAGGAACAUGAGACUCAGUUCUGUCUGGAGACCAACUUCACAGAGGAGGGAGGACAAGAGGACGCUGACAGCGAUGCAGAGCAGGAUGACAGCAAGGACAUAUUUGUGCAGCAUUUGAACACGGAGCUUAGUGAAGACGAUGUGCAGAAGAUGACAUCUGGCAACAAAACUAAGGCUCAGAUUACGUGGCCAAAACUGGGCUCUUUACUUUGUACCAAUCCCCUGGAGAAGUUUGGACCCAUCGGCCCCCACAGAGACACACACCUGCCAGUGUUCCACAGGGUUCUGGAGAGCCACUGGAGGGAUCUGAACAAGAUCUCCAACUUUAAGGGGGUGUCGGAGGAGAUCAGCCCACUGCAGCAAGAGCUGCUGUCUCUGAUGGGCUCCUACAAGGACUUCUACUUCCCAGAGAUGUGCCCUGUGAACCAGGGCCCACAGGUCUGCAGCACAUACUGCCUCCACGUGCUCAACCACGUGCUGAAGGCCAACUCCAGAGUCCUGGCCCACAACGCGCUGCUGAGGGAGCAGAAGACCCAGAACAGAGCUGGAGCUGAGCCAAAGGACGAACCCAGAGACCAGGGACUGACCCGGCCCAAGGCCCUGAUCCUGGUUCCGUUCCGCGCUGGAGCUCUGCGAGUCGUCCAGACGCUCAUCGGCUUGCUGGAGACAAAAGGCAAAAAGAUCGUGGUGAGCAACAAGAAGAGGUUCAAAGAUGAGUUCGGAGAGGAGGAAGAUGAAAAUCCGUCCAAUCUGCAGAGACCAGACGAUUACCGCACAAUCUUCUCGGGCAACGUGGACGAUCACUUCAGGAUAGGAUACUCCUUCUCCACACCACACCAGAACUGUGUCAGUGGUGUGCUUGAGUACCUCAUCUUCAGGCUCCUAUCUGAGGACACAUCUAUGAGGUCUUCUUGCAGUCUGGCGGGAAUGCUGCUGUUAAUGCACGUCACAAAUGGAUUACGCACCCAGUCCAGUGUGGAUGACUUGUUUUCAAUAUCAGGCAUCUCCAUCGUUAGGAACAGCCUACGUCUGUACGCCCCCUUUUACUCCUCCGACAUCAUCAUUGCGUCUCCGCUGGGCCUCCGCACAGUGCUGGGAGCAGAAGGAGAAAGUAAGAGAGACUUUGACUUCCUCUCCUCCAUCGAGAUGCUGGUAGUGGACCAGGCGGACGUCUUACUCAUGCAGAACUGGGAACACGUGUUGCAUGUGAUGCAGCACAUUAACCUGCAGCCGCUAGACCCUCAUGGAGUGGACUUCUCCAGGGUGAGGAUGUGGAACCUGAACAACUGGGCCCGGCACUACCGGCAGACGAUGGUGUUCAGCUCCAUCCAGGACCCUCAGAUCAACAACAUCCUCACCAAGCAGUGCGCCAACUACCGCGGACAGUGGCUGGCACCUUAUAUCGACUGUCAGAACGGUGCGCAGGCACACGAAGUGGAACGUGGCAGUGGCAUCUACGGGCGGACGCGACACAUUGACAGAGAUGCUGCAGAAGCAUGCUCUCGCUGCAUCUGGUGGAAGCGCCAAUCAGCGUUCAUCACUAUGUUCGCAGAACCCGGCACAACAUUCGCGAACGUAGAUGUCUAUGCAGUAAUUCUUCCUUACGCAGCGAGAUGUCUAGAACCAGCUCGGUUCUUGACCGACAAUGGAGGGGCCUUGUAUGGUGAAACUACUACAUGGAGCCGGGAGGGCAUGCACCUGAAGAACAUUGACCUGAGACGGUGUCUCACGCUCAUGGUUUCCUGGUAUCACAGCGAGUAUCAUCUGCAAUACGAUCCCGACUUAUCGCAUGUAUGUGCAUCUUUUGUGAUUGACUCUUGGCACCACUAA
Notothenia coriiceps (black rockcod) is the source of this 2338-nucleotide messenger RNA. RefSeq names its product digestive organ expansion factor-like. Gene Ontology annotation, biological process: maturation of SSU-rRNA from tricistronic rRNA transcript (SSU-rRNA, 5.8S rRNA, LSU-rRNA). The transcript is spliced from 13 exons. The coding region runs from base 38 to 2338 and encodes 766 amino acids. Gene Ontology annotation, cellular component: small-subunit processome; nucleolus. NCBI's taxonomy places the organism in Eukaryota, Metazoa, Chordata, Actinopteri, Perciformes, Nototheniidae. Gene Ontology annotation, molecular function: U3 snoRNA binding; rRNA binding. The record is from RefSeq and is a predicted model, not a curated record.